GAUACUGUAGCCGGUGCUGCUGCAGGUGCGGCGUGCGUGGUAGCUGGCCAACCGCUUGAUACUGUCAAAGUCAAGAUGCAAACUUUUUCCCAUUUAUAUCGAGGUUCAUUGCAGUGCUUUAUGCAAACAUUCAAAAGUGAAGGUUUAAGAGGCCUAUAUGCUGGUUCCUCGCCAGCAUUUCUUACCAAUGUUGCUGAAAAUUCUGUCCUAUUCUUGAGCUAUGGUCAAUGUUUGAGUGCUACGCAAUACCUAUUUCAUAAAGAUUCGAUUGAAGACCUAAAGCCAGUCCAUCGAGCGAUUGCAGGAAGCAUGGCUGCUGUUGUUGCUACUUUGGUCAUAUGUCCAACAGAAUUGGUUAAAUGUCGUCUCCAAGCACAUGCACAACUCGUGGAAAAAAUGUUAAGUGAAGGAGGCUCAUUUAUUCUUCAAUCUAGAAUGUCUUCACUAAAAGUCCUAUCAAGUGUUUUACGAGAAGAAGGAAUUCGUGGAUUAUAUCGUGGCUAUUCAAGUACACUAAUACGAGAUCCUGGUGGAUAUUUCUUUUUUUUCUUUGGUUAUGAAUUUACAAAGAAAGCUCUAACACCUAAAGAUUCUGAACCUGGUUGUGUAUUAACAACAAUGUUUGCUGGCGGUAUGGGAGGUGCUGCAUUAUGGACUGUAAUAUAUCCUUUAGAUUUGGUAAAAUCGAGGCAACAGGUAUUUGCUAAAGCUGAACAGCGUGGAUUUGUUAGGAUGCUUUCCGAAAUAUCACGGACUACAGGAUUUUUCUCACUAUACCGCGGAUUAGCACCAACCAUAAUUCGUUCCUUUCCGGCUAAUGGAGCCUUGUUCUUGACAUAUGAAUAUACUAAAAAAUUACUG
Trichoplax adhaerens is the source of this 861-nucleotide messenger RNA. RefSeq lists its product as uncharacterized. The transcript is spliced from 6 exons. The annotation marks the transcript as partial. The record is from RefSeq and is a predicted model, not a curated record. Gene Ontology annotation, molecular function: L-ornithine transmembrane transporter activity. Gene Ontology annotation, biological process: mitochondrial L-ornithine transmembrane transport. NCBI's taxonomy places the organism in Eukaryota, Metazoa, Placozoa, Uniplacotomia, Trichoplacea, Trichoplacidae.